AAGAGAAGAAAAGAAGGAUGUGGUUGGUUAUGCCACUUAGAAAACUCGUAAAGCACAGUCUCUAAGAAAAUGCUUUCAUGCUCUGUAGAUGAACCUGGACUGAAGCAAUGCUGCUGAUCUGCUUGCUGGGGUUCAGGAGUUGUCUGAAACAAUCCUAAAGCCACAGGAGAUUCCUUCAAAAAAACUGUUGAGGACAGAGAAAAUUUCCUCAGAAGACUGGAAAAGAGCAAACGUGGUACCUCUCUCAGGAACGUGGAAAAGAAGGAGUUGGAAAAACUAGAUCUGUGAUCCUGGUUUUAGCAUUUGAGAGAAAUACUGGAAUCAGCCACCAAAGAAUCUGUUUUCAAGCGGGCAGAAAUGACCAACACCAGCGACAACUGCAGUUUUACAGCCGUGGACAGCUUGGCAUGGACGGUGCAGCUGGGGAUCUCCAUCCCCACCUUCAUCCUCGGGCUGGUUCUCAACAGCCUGGCCCUGUCUGUGUUCUGCUGCUUUUGGAGGAAGCAGACCAAGACCUCCGUGUACAUGAUCAAUCUGGCGCUGGCAGACGUCCUGCUGCUCCUCUCGCUGCCACCAAAGCUGUACUACUCUGUCACCACGGUGCCUGGCCUGCUCUGCUCCUUCAUACAGGCUCCUUACUUCGUCAACACCUACACCAGCAUCUUCAUCAUUGUCUGCAUCACCGUGGACAGGUACAUCUGCAUCAGGCACCCCUUUGAAGGCCGAGCUAACCAGUCCCCCAGGUGGGCUCUCUUGAUUUGCGGCUUCAUCUGGGCAGUGGCUUGGAUCUGCAGCAGCCCCAUUUAUGUGUUUCACAAGAAGGAACCCAUUAAAUGCUUUCACAACAUGUCAGCCCAGACGUGGAGCGUUCCCUUCAUUGUUUCUGUGGAAAUAUUUGGGUUUCUGAUCCCACUGGUGGUGAUGGUUUUCUGCUCUGCUCAAACCAUCUGGAUUCUUCUGAAUCACAAAACUCAGGACAAAAAGAGUGUGGAAGAAAGCGGCUCCCUGCGGGUGAUCGUGAUCAACCUCGUGGUGUUCCUGGUGUGCUUCACACCCGUGCACCUCGGGAUCUGCCUGCAGUGCCUGGUGAAGCAGCAGGUGAUCGUGGGCUGCACAGUGAGGCAGACCAUCAGCCUGUUCCUCCAGGUGUCCAUGACGUUUGCCAACCUGAACUGCUGCCUCGAUGCCAUCUUCUACUAUUUUGCUGCAAAGGAAUUCUGUAAGAAAGCGCAGCUGAAAAGGGUCAUUGAGCUGUGUCCUGUCUUUAACCCCUGUGCCGUGAGCUGGCACUGCCGGCACUGGGAGAGCUCCCCUUGCCAGGACACCGACUGUGCCACGCCUGGCACGGCCACCACCACAGGGAGAAGGACAACGUGUUCCCAGUGAAUGUAAACCUCUUCCCUAUUUUUCUUCCCUUUAAAGAUGAAGGGGAAAAAAGUUUGAUUAAUGAGCCAGCAUUAACAAAGUGACAGACUGACACCAAAAGCAUUAGCCUUGACAGUAUUUAGAAAAUGCGAAAAGCUUGCCAGAGGGAAAGUAAGCAGAUCACAGGAAUGCUUUUUAACAUCAGCUUUUGUCACAGCUGCACCAGUUUUCCUUUUACAUCCGUGAUCAGAAAGGUGCUGCUAAGAGCAAACACAGAAAAAAACUAUUCAUAACCUUUCUGACUUAGAAGGUAUCUUGGGAGUUAAAAAGCAGUAUCCAGCCAGAAGUCUGACCCUGCAGAAGGUCAGUGUUGGAGCUCUCUGCUUUGGACAGCCUGGCCAGCCUGGGACAGCAGGGAAUCCUCCCUCCUGCAAGCUUCACACACUGCUCAGGGCUGCUGUGAGGGACAGCAGGUUUUGCUCUUGCAUGGAAGACAUGCUGCCCAGAAUAAAAACCCAGGGGAUUACCUCAGGUACCUGCCAUUCUUGAUCAACAAACUUCCCUGAUUCCCUGUGCUGAGGAGUCCCCGUGGCUUUCUCCUGCAGUUUUAAAACGGGUUUUGCCUGUGUAAGUCCAAACAACCCAUUCAAAUACGAGACUCAGAGAAAGACUGAAUGUGUUUCUACAUCAGUGCGUUUCUAUCAAAGAUAUAACACAUGUAUGAAAUUCUCACUGUUUCUCAGAGCAGGGGAAUUAAGAAAGCAAGCCCUGCAUCACAAAUCAGGGAGUGAUUGAUAUUCUCCUCUCUCCCAGCUCUCUCCAGCUCAUUCCUUAGGGGAGCCCUUCUGCCUGUACUGUGCAUUUCUCUGAACAUCUCUGGGCUUGCCUGAACCCUUUGGGUCAGCAAUUCUGGGUUGUCACCACCCUAAUGCCAUUUGCAAGUUUGGCUCUGACUCUAAUCUAAAGGGUUUUUUUGUUGCAAUUUAAGACAAGCAUUUCUUGAACCCUUAUCUGGGCAUGCUUGGUGCUCGUAACCAGAAUCGCUUUCACAAAAAUAAAUCAUUUCCUUUGCCUUUCUAAAACAGCUGUGAAAAAAGUCAAAGACUGCUGGGAGUCAGGUUUCUGGGGCAGGUAUUCCUUUUAUUAAAAAUGUAAAAAGAAAUUACUUACUCUCUGUGGCAAAAUAAAAAGAAAGGGAUCUGGUUUUGAAAAUACAAUUUGCUGUCCAGCAAUUUCCAUAGAAAAGAUUGACUGUACAAGUAGGCAGCAGCACAUACCUUACAGUGGGCCAAGUAUAUGAAUAUUUUAAAAUUGUCAGUACUAAAACUAUGAGCACAGCUGAGGGGGAAAAUAUUUGUAGCAUCACCUUUGCUGCUUUCUGUAAAGAAGAGUUUUCCAAAACUGCAGAUUUUCUAAACAUUAUUUGUUACUGCCUCAAUCACUCAGAAACUUACAGAUUUUCAAUAGGGGUUAACCUUUCUUCUUUGCACCUUUCACAUUACUUUGCAUACAAAAUAUG
Molecule: messenger RNA, 2884 nt
Organism: Cyanistes caeruleus (blue tit)
Lineage: Eukaryota; Metazoa; Chordata; Aves; Passeriformes; Paridae
Product: G protein-coupled receptor 55
Biological process (GO): positive regulation of Rho protein signal transduction; phospholipase C-activating G protein-coupled receptor signaling pathway
Cellular component (GO): plasma membrane
Molecular function (GO): cannabinoid receptor activity
Source: RefSeq, a predicted model, not a curated record